Penicillium diatomitis is the source of this 1230-nucleotide messenger RNA. RefSeq names its product glycosyltransferase family 69 protein. The transcript is spliced from 3 exons. The record is from RefSeq and is a predicted model, not a curated record. NCBI's taxonomy places the organism in Eukaryota, Fungi, Ascomycota, Eurotiomycetes, Eurotiales, Aspergillaceae. Bases 1 to 1230 code for a protein of 409 amino acids.
AUGAAGAACCCUCUCACAUCCUACUCACGUACGAUUCGCCGUGCCUUGCUCCGCCAUCGCAUCAUCCGAACCCUGCUCGUCGUCUUGAUACUAUGGAACUUGGUCGACCUACACUUCAUCCUACGUCUGGUCGGCGAGACAGACGCCGUCUACCGAGACCAACCCCGUCAGACAGAACGAAUCUACAUCGCAAUGGUCAAUUGGAACAAUGAAUACCUCUUGCGAAAUCAUCUGAGCAAAGCCAUCACCGAACUCUCCUGGCGAUUGGGCCCCGAAAACAUCUACAUCAGUAUCUACGAAAGUGGAAGCUACGACAAUACCAAAGGUGCACUGGUCGAGCUCGACGCCGAACUCGAACAGCUCCGAGUACCCCGGAAUAUCACGCUGUCCUAUGUCAGUCACGCGGACGAGAUUGCUGCACCCCCGGACGGUGAGGGAUGGGUCGUCACGCCUCGGGGGAAGAAAGAGCUGAGACGGAUUCCGUACUUGUCGCGUGUGCGGAAUCAUAGUUUAGAGUCGCUGCGGAAGCUGGCGAAGCAGGGAAUCCAUUUUGAUAAGAUAUUGUUUUUGAAUGAUGUUGUUUUCACGUCCAAUGAUGUACUAGAGCUCCUGGAUACCAAUCAUGGGGACUAUGCGGCGGCAUGUUCACUGGACUUUCAAAAGCCCCCGUUUUAUUAUGACACUUUCGCACUUCGCGAUUCUCAAGGCCAUGAGGCUGUUACUUCCAUAUGGCCAUUCUUCCGCGAUGCGUCGUCACGUCGCGCAAUGAAACAGCUGCAGCCCGUGCCGGUCAAAAGUUGCUGGAAUGGAAUGGUUGCCAUGGCGGCUGCGCCUUUCCUCGCCAGCCCGCCUCUUCGCUUCCGUGGUAUACCCGAUUCCUUGGCGUCGUAUCAUCUCGAGGCAUCCGAGUGCUGUCUCAUCCACGCGGAUAAUCCCCUGUCCAAAGAUCAUGGAAUAUACUUGAACCCCCGUGUUCGCGUCGGCUACACGACCGCGGCAUAUGUUGCGGUUAACCCUGCGCUGAACUGGUUGACGCCGCGGUCAGUGCUGCAGGGGUUGUGGUGGAAUCGGAUUCGUCGCUGGACGACGUUUUCGUAUUUCAAGGAGAGUGCGAUCCGCAAGAAGAUUGUUCAGUGGGCACGGUGGUCGCCGGAUCGUCGGGAGGUUGGGGAGUUUUGCGUGGUCGAUGAGAUGCAGAUACUGGAUGUGCGUGGGUGGUAUCAUGUGUAA